AUGGUGGAAGCAACGGUGGACGAGCUGUUUCAGAUAUUCCCACCUAGACCAGAUCUCGACAGCUGCAGGACUUGUUCUGUGGUGGGAAAUUCUGUUAACUUGAGAAAAUCAAAUUAUGGACCUCUGAUAGAUUCCCAGGAUGUCGUCAUAAGAAUGAAUUAUGCUCAAAUCAAAGGCUAUGAAUCAGAUGUCGGGACCAAAACAACUCAUCGUGUCAUGUAUCCAGAGAGUGCUACAGAUUUGGACAACUCUACUCACCUGGUUCUGUUUCCAUUCAAGAUCCAAGAUGUUGAGUGGCUCAUCCAAGCCUUUACGACAGGAUUUAAUGGAACAUCAUACACAAAAGUAAAAUCCAAAAUAAAAGCCAACAAAGAUUUGGUGAUGGUGGUCAAUCCAGCUUUUAUGAUGUAUGUUCAUGAAGUGUGGCUGGAAAAUAAGGGCAACUAUCCAUCCACUGGAUUCAUGGGUUUGGUUCUUGCACUUCACAUUUGUAAAGAGGUUCAUGUAUUUGGCUAUGGUGCAGACAGCGAUGGAAACUGGAGUCAUUACUGGGAAAAACUCUCAAACAAAAAUUUUAAAACUGGAUUUCAUGCUGGACAACAAGAAUUGGUGUUUUUGUGAAACAUAAUGAAAGCAUCAUCUGCAUAUAAACGACACUGAACAUCUCUACAAAUUUCUGGAAAAUCAUACAAGUAAAACCACAACUGAAGCAGUUGAAUUUUUUAAAGUAAUGGUUUUAAAUUUAUGUAGGAGAAUAUCGAGAUUCACUGUUUCAUAAGCAUUUUUUAUAUUGGAUUUCUGCUCCAGCUGUUGUAAUCUCAUGUUUUUUAAACAAUAUUUUCCACACUGAUAUCCCAGAUAAGUUGUAUUUACCUAAAAUGUUUUGAAAAAGUCGAAUGCCUUAAAUAAACAACGUGUAAGUUAAAUUCUCAAAGGAGUUUAAAUAGAUGUUUUUGUAAACUAUUUUGGGAUAUUAAAUGCUUUACACAAGAA
Molecule: messenger RNA, 993 nt
Organism: Austrofundulus limnaeus
Lineage: Eukaryota; Metazoa; Chordata; Actinopteri; Cyprinodontiformes; Rivulidae
Product: CMP-N-acetylneuraminate-beta-galactosamide-alpha-2,3-sialyltransferase 1
Exons: 7
Coding region: 1-621 (206 amino acids)
Biological process (GO): sialylation
Cellular component (GO): membrane
Molecular function (GO): beta-galactoside (CMP) alpha-2,3-sialyltransferase activity
Source: RefSeq, a predicted model, not a curated record